CAGAUGUUUUUUUAAUGCCCCCACGGGAAAGAAAAAUUGAAAACACAAGUGUAAUAUGGAAUGAAAAAUACUGGGGCACUUGUCGUUACAACAGCGUGAUUACUCGUUAUAAUCCGUGCCCACAGGGUAUACCGAGACUGAAUCGAGUACAUAUAAUUUUUGCAAGAUAUCAGGACUGUGGUUAAUGCUCCGAUAUAAUUGAUAAUUGAAUCAUGACGAACGAGGAACAAGACAAGGUGCAAAAAUUAAAAGAACAGGGCAACAACUGCGUGAAGCAGCAGAAAUAUGCAGAAGCAAUGUUUCAUUACACUCACGCGAUAAAAUUGGAUCCGAAGAAUUAUUCUUUGUACAGUAACAGAUCCUUUGUAUUUCUAAAAAUGCAACAAUACCACUUCGCCCUGGAGGAUGCAACGAUGACGAUAAAUCUCAACCCAGAUUGGACGAAAGGAUAUUACCGCAAGGCGGAAGUGGAAUUCCAUACGUUUCGCUUCAGCGAGGCUCUCCACUCAUACGGACAAGCUUUAAAUCUUCAACCUAACGAUCCUGACAUUCUAGAAGCUAUCAAUAAAACGACGAGAUCGCUAAUAAAGGACCAGAGAGCGGAUCAACAGAUACCCUGGCUUGGCGCCGGCAUUGGCAUAAUUCUCGGUGUCAUCGUCGUCAUUGCUGAUUAUGUUUUCACCAACAAGCCGACAUUAACGCAUCCAGUGCUAAUGGCCCUCCUGACAAUUGCAAUCGCAAUGUUGGGUUUUGCUGCAGCCAAAGGAUUCCGUUACUUUGUGAAAUGCCAGAGAAAAUCCCUACUAGAACCUCCGAUUGAUUUACUCGGGGAUGAGGUUACAGAAGAAGCCCAAGGAGAUACCACAACUGGCAAGACUCAAGAGAAACAUUCAAAAUACAGCAAGGCCCAGGCACGCCAAAGGUUCAAGAAGGGUAAAACGUAACGCUGAUUUUGCACACGUUUUCCAGGGAAUCAUUACAACGAAUAACAUUUCCAUAAACUUUCGAAAAAUGAAGGAAUUUAUGAGGGCGACAAAAUGUUUUGUAGUGCAAGCUAUGCAAUCCCGAAUUUUAUCAAUUGAAAUAAAAAAUAAAGGGGAGGAAAGAACAGGGGGUGGUACACACUGAGUAGAUGAGAGCUCUUUAGGAGUAUAUUUACUUGAAUGCGCGAAAUCAAGGCUUGCAAAUGAUUAAAACGUCCAAUAUCUCACAUUACAAUUAAAAAAUCUUGCGCACGAAAUUUUGUAUUUGUCUAUGAGAAGAAGAAUUUUCAAAUCAAUAGAAGUAGCUGAAAAACUCAAAUGCUAAACAAUUAUGCAACGUUUCCAUUUAACGUAACUUGGCUUUCUAUGAAGAAAUAGAUGAAAGAUCGAGACCUAGAGAAUUUUUAUUUUGGCUUCACUUAAAAGAAAUGAGUUUAAGCUUUUUAAAGAGAUCAUUCAAAGUCAAUUUUUAAAUGGAUAGUUUGUCAUUUAGAUAAGGCAGAUAAAAAGCCACAAUAAAUCAUGAAAUUACGGAGGGGUGGAAGGAUGACAAACGAUGAAAGGAUGGAGAAUAAUUAGAUCAUUCACGAAGCAGUCAUUCACACCAGUUGCUGAGACGCAGCACGAACUUGAGUUGUAAAUAAUUCAUACCGUUAUAAAAAACUUAUUUAAUUCAAUUUCAUUUCAUUUUUAUAGCGCUCUUUGACUAUGAUCUCCUUAAUUUAUUAAUGACAAGUGAAAAAUACAUGAUAAUCGGUAAUAAUUGCCAUAAACGAGUGUCUCCAUGUGCGUGUCUGUUUUCACUAAAAUGUACAUCCCAAAAACCUCGUUCUCUCAGUGUAAAAGGACUUUGAUCGUUAAUCAGCAAUUUUAUAUUGAUAAUUAAUUAAUUUCGAGCGCAUUUUUUAACGCGAAGAACUCGGGGAACGCCCUUAAAAUAGCUUGCCUUCGUUCAAAAGAGAUUACAAAUUACAAUUGAAAUUGACUAAUUCCCUGUUAAUUUCACCUGUACCAUGUACUUAGAACAUUCCAUCUCCAAUUUUUCCUACCUUCUUCAAAAUGCACUAACAGAAGGGGAAACUAAACCAAACAUCUAGUCAUAAAAAGUUUGUAAUCAGGCCUUGUCAAGACCACGAUUGUACCGUUUGAAUAAAAACAUGAAAAUAUAAA
This is a messenger RNA of Diachasmimorpha longicaudata, 2153 nucleotides long. RefSeq lists its product as uncharacterized. The record is from RefSeq and is a predicted model, not a curated record. The transcript is spliced from 5 exons. The coding region runs from base 213 to 944 and encodes 243 amino acids. Gene Ontology annotation, molecular function: Hsp90 protein binding. NCBI's taxonomy places the organism in Eukaryota, Metazoa, Arthropoda, Insecta, Hymenoptera, Braconidae.